Cotesia congregata is the source of this 474-nucleotide messenger RNA. Lineage: Eukaryota; Metazoa; Arthropoda; Insecta; Hymenoptera; Braconidae. The record is from the annotation of a GenBank genome assembly.
AUGAAGAUGGCUGGGAGAGAAUCUGGUAGAAUUAAGGAUGCUUAUCAAAAGCGAAUGCUUGAUGAAGCUGCGCGGAAAAGAAGGCAAAGAAAAGCUUUAGAAGCUUUGGAGCAAGAUAAUUUUCAUGAUGACCCUCAUGCAGAUCUUGUUAUGAGCAAGAAAGUUCCCAAGUUCCAAGAGUCUUUAGAAGGUCGCGGAGCAUCCAGAAGGAAAAAAACUCGCUCUGCAGAAUACUACAAGCAGCGCUAUCGCAAGACUUUUGCUCAAUUAGUAGAAGAGGACGCAAACAAUAAUCCGAACCCGCCAAAUUACUCUUCAGCUCAAGCACCGCCUUCCAAGUUUCCUGAAAGACAUUUCUGUGCAGUUUGUGGUUUUCCUAGUAAUUACACAUGUAUUCCAUGCGGAGCUAGAUACUGUAGUGUAAAGUGUCUGGGUACACAUUUAGACACGCGUUGUCUUAAAUGGACAGCAUGA